Molecule: messenger RNA, 2428 nt
Organism: Lampris incognitus (smalleye Pacific opah)
Lineage: Eukaryota; Metazoa; Chordata; Actinopteri; Lampriformes; Lampridae
Gene: dhx32a
Product: DEAH (Asp-Glu-Ala-His) box polypeptide 32a
Exons: 12
Coding region: 103-2352 (749 amino acids)
Cellular component (GO): intracellular anatomical structure; spliceosomal complex
Molecular function (GO): RNA binding
Source: RefSeq, a predicted model, not a curated record
GAGUGCCGUCCGUUAAUCAAAAAUAAAAGAAAAAUGAUCGGGCAAUUGACGGGUUUUCAUCAAUGAACGACUGCCAAACAACUGUUGCGCUCACCUUCGGACAUGGCAGAUGUGCGUCUCAUGUCGGAGAGAGAUUUACCUGAAGAGGACAUUUACCCGGAAACUACAGGAAGUCUGGCAGAGGACGCGUUUGCCUUCGGAAAUGAUCUGGAGUUAAAUCCUUUUGACGGAUUGCCCUUUUCUUCGCGUUACUACACGCUACUCAAAGAGAGGAAGACCCUGCCGGUAUGGAGAGCCCGGACACAGUUUGUGGAUUCUCUGAUAAACAACCAAUUUGUCGUUGUUUCCGGGGUGGCAAAGACUGGGAAAAGCACACAGAUCCCUCACUGGUGUACUGAGUUCUGCCUCUCCGCUCAGUACCAACAUGGCAUGGUGGUGUGCACCCAGAGCCUCAGGCAGCAGGCCAUAGAUCUGGCCCUGAGGGUGGCUGACGAGAUGGACGUCAACAUCGGACACGAAGUAGGCUACACCAUUCCUCUGGAGACCUGCUGCUCCUCUGACACUGUGCUGAGAUUCUGCACCGACAAUAUGCUUCUCAGAGAAAUGAUGUCUGACCCUCUGCUGGAGCGCUAUGGGGCCAUCGUCAUCGACCAGGCCCAUGAGAGGUCGGUCAGCACAGACCUACUGUUGGGUCUCCUAAAGGGCAUUCUGCUGCAAAGGCCCGAACUCCGGGUGGUGGUCCUCACUGUCUCACCCAUGACGGAUAAGCUGUUGAGCCACUUUGGCAGUGUGCCUGUCAUCAGUCUGGAGACCGAGUGCCUGGCUGAGGUUGUCUACAGCGGUAACAGCAGCAACAACAAAGACUAUUUCUUUUCGGCGAUGAGGCUUGUGCUGGAGAUCCACCGCACCAAAGAGGAAGGUGAUAUCGCUGUGUUCUUGGCCUCGGAGCGGGAGGUUGAGUGUGCCCACAGUAUUCUCCAGAAAGAAAGCACCAGGCUUGGGGCAGAGCUGGGCCAGAUGGUAACUAUGGUCUUGUGUCCAGGACCAGGAAAGCCGCUACCCAUACCUGCAGAGGGACCGGAGUCCAGGCGGUCCAGGAGGGUCUUCCUCUCUGCCCAACAGGGAGAGGAAGUGCUGUGGGCCAUGGACUCUGUCAACUUUGUUAUUGACACCGGAGUUGAAAAAAGACUGGUGUACAAUCCAAGAAUAAGGGCUAACUCGGCGGUAACGCGACCUAUUAGUAGAUGCCAGGCAGACAUGCGCAAGCAGCUGGCUGGACCAACAGGUAAAUGUUUCUGUUUAUAUCCAGAGGAGACGCGGCUCCCUGCAGCGAUCCCUCCCCAGAUCCUGGAGUCCAACAUCACGUCGACAGUCCUCUUACUCAAGAGGAUGGAGAUAGCUGGCCUCGGACCGUGCGACUUCAUGGACAGACCAGAUCCCGAGUGUCUCAUGCAGGCCUUGGAGGAGCUGGAUUACCUUGCAGCUUUAGAUAACGAUGGUAAUUUAUCUGAGAUCGGAAUCAUCAUCUCAGAAUUCCCCUUAGACCCUCAGAUGGCCAAAGCUCUGUUAGCGUCCUGUGAGUUUGACUGUGUGAGUGAAAUGCUGACCAUCGCAGCCAUGCUAUCAGCGCCAAGCUGCUUCCUGGAACUACCUGAUGGCCUGACCUCUGAGGCGGUCCAGUGGCAAAGAAAGUUUCAGCAUCCAGAAGGCGAUCACUUCACCCUCAUAAACAUCUACAAUGCUUUUAUACAAAGCCAGAGAGAGAAUCUUAGUGUUGAUAAGUGGUGCCAGGACUAUUUCUUGGACCUUUCUGCCCUGAAGACAGCCGAUGCCAUUAGGUCAGAGCUGACGGAUAUCCUGAAUAGGAUUGAGCUUCCCAUCUCAGAACCCACCUUCGGAACCAAGACCAAUGCCCAUAACAUCAAGAGGGCACUGUUAUCUGGAUUCUUUAUGCAAAUCGCUCGAGAUGUUGACGGGUCAGGGAAUUACUUCAUGCUGACACAUAAACACAUGGCCCAGGUGCACCCUUUCUCCAGCUAUGGGGCCAAGGCUCACAAACUGGGAUUGCCGGAGUGGGUUGUUUUCCACGAGUACACCCUGUCAGAGAGCAACUGCAUGAGAACCGUCUCGGAAAUUUCCCCUGAGGUGUUCAUUCAGAUGGCACCUCAGUAUUUCUUCUACAAUCUGCCCCCUAGUGAGAGCAAGGAUAUACUGCAAAAACUCUUGGAUCCAGAUGAAUCUGAAAAUUGCAAAGACAUAGAAGAGUCCUCAACAAUCACCAGUGAUGCCAACAAAGACUGUGCAGAGGUAAUGUCACCGGUGAGGAACCUGACAGAUGCCAGAUGUUUGUAGAAUCAGCCCGGAAUACCCUCAGUCACAUUUUCCAUCUCCUUUGGUUCAAACAUCACAAAGCUAGUAAUGGGAGAAA